Lachancea lanzarotensis is the source of this 2262-nucleotide messenger RNA. RefSeq names its product LALA0S04e08592g1_1 (gene FKH1). Gene Ontology annotation, molecular function: RNA polymerase II cis-regulatory region sequence-specific DNA binding; protein binding; DNA-binding transcription factor activity, RNA polymerase II-specific. The record is from RefSeq and is a predicted model, not a curated record. NCBI's taxonomy places the organism in Eukaryota, Fungi, Ascomycota, Saccharomycetes, Saccharomycetales, Saccharomycetaceae. The transcript has a single exon. Gene Ontology annotation, biological process: regulation of transcription by RNA polymerase II. The coding region runs from base 1 to 2262 and encodes 753 amino acids.
AUGAGCUCUAGGGACUUCACAUAUUUCAAGCGGCUCGCAUGGUGCCUUUUUUACAUCCUUUGGUUCCGGUUUAUUCUUUUUCGCGCACAUUAUGGCCUUGUUACUAACAUAAUUCCUUUCUCUCCUCAGGACCUGAUAGAUGCAGUGAUCUCGGUGCUGGCCACCCCAGAACAACCUACCACGGUCGCAAAUGUUUAUUCAAAUGAACGCAAUUUGGCAACCGAGGUCCAAGCCUACGCAAAGAUAGCAGGCCGCAAUUGGACUCUCUAUGUAAAACAUCUCGCUUUGAGUAUCGGUCGUAAUACCGAUCCUCAGGAUCAUACCGUGGAUAUAGAUUUGGGACCAGCUAAAGUAGUCUCCCGUAAGCAUGCUUCGAUCAAGUACAAUCUCAACGGCGGGUUCUGGGAAUUACAGGUCGAAGGUCGAAACGGGGCCAAAGUGGAUUUCAAACGUGUCGCUGCCGGACCGCAGGCCGAUCCAGUGCAAUUGCAAUCAGGCUCCAUAUUAGACAUUGGAGGCACGCAAAUGAUGUUUAUUUUGCCAGACCGUGGUCCAUUCGUUGAUCAGCAGGCGUUGGAUCAUCUCAUCCCCAAGCUAAAUGCAACGUAUGGGGCCACAACAACAAACCCUGUUCUGCAAGAUCUGCUGCGAGGUGUAUCACAACCUCGAAAUGCGGUAAAAGCGUUUCGCAUGUACAAUUCCUAUGAGAAUCCGUACGCUGCUGCUUCCGCCGGAGGAUCAUAUACGUCCCCUCAGAUGGGAGCCGGUUACGGUGCCGUAAUGGACCCCGGCUUUUCUGGAACAAACGAUGCCGCUUCAGAUUUGUCCCGCGAGGAGAAUAAGAACGUCAAACCACCCUUUUCAUAUGCCACCAUGAUCACACAAGCCAUUCUUUCGAACCCUGAAGGCGUAUUAUCCCUUGCUGACAUCUACAAGUACAUUUCUUCAAACUUUGCCUACUAUCGUUAUGCGAAGACCGGUUGGCAAAACUCCAUUAGACAUAAUCUUUCACUCAACAAGGCGUUUGAAAAAGUCCCACGAAAGCCCAAUGAGCCGGGCAAAGGUAUGAAAUGGCGCAUAAGUAAGGAUUAUCAAAAGGAUUUCAUGGAUAAGUGGCAGUCGGGCAAAAUUUCCAAAGUGAGGAGAGGAUCGUCAGUGGCUCGCCAAUUACAGCUGCAUAUGACAAAAUUUAAUACCCUGCCACGUCAAGGUGCGGGUGCUGUUGAUCGAGAGUCUUCUGGAGAUCAAGAUGAGGAAGAGUCACAGACUCAAAAACGUCGGUCGCUGCAUUCCUCAGAAAAGGCGCAGUUUGACCACCAGCAUCAGCAAAGGUCCCAAGAGACCACUGUCGACAAUUUCAAAGACGUACAGGCACAACACCAGCAUCAGCAUCAACAUCAAAAUCAACGCCACUCACAAGUAGAACCACAACGAUCGACGAUUUCAGGAACUUACCAUGUUUCACAGGAGAACGGUCAAAACCCUUCACCAUCAUCCGCGAAUUUAUAUGCCUCGUUGCAUCCUCCGACCAAUCUACCACCUGCGUCUUCUCUGUCACCAAUAGCCACAGGAAGGCCUCCUUCGCCGCAAAUGCAUCCGCCAUUGAAUGUUCCAGCGAGACAGUCGUCAUCUUCUGGAUAUCCCACACUGCCGCGUCCCACAACGCGUCCUCCUACUUCGCAUAUCCAAAUUGGCAGCAGUAUACCAAGCACGGCAUCCCGGCUGUCUCCAGCCCAGGAUUCCUUACUACGGUCGCCCACUAGACCAUUCCACAUAACAGCUAUGGAGGCGUAUACACCAGAGCGUGGCAGCGGGCAGCAAAUACGCUCCCCGGACGGAACACAUGCACCUCAAUUGAAUGUUGACACUAGAGGUUCAACACGACAGACGCUGCCACAGACCGCGCAAAGUUCUCCCGGCGUGUGGAACUUGCUGCAAUUUAGCUCUGUAAACAACACUCCGGCUGGUUUUCGAGCCAUGGAGGAGGCCGCUGCACAAAGUCAUGCCAGCAAUAACGAAGCGCCACGAAUUCUUCAACAAGGUCCCCAGAUGGGCCGCAUGGCACAGGAUCGAAACCAAGUGCCCACCUUACACAUAAACGGCAGCUCUGUGGAGCCUGACAAACACUCAAACGGUGACAAGGAUUCAGAGUUCGUGUCGUCUCCGAUCAAGAAUCACGGCAAAGAUGCGUCAAAGGGCGUCAAAGAUUUGAUGCUGGACAUAGAGGGCGCAAAAAUCAGCGUGGUUGAUGAUCAUAGAUGA